Messenger RNA from Trypanosoma cruzi, 1123 nucleotides. RefSeq lists its product as uncharacterized. Lineage: Eukaryota; Euglenozoa; Kinetoplastea; Trypanosomatida; Trypanosomatidae. The record is from RefSeq and is a predicted model, not a curated record. The annotation marks the transcript as partial. The transcript has a single exon.
UAGUGGCAUACCUGUUCUUGGAAACGUCAUAUCAUAUGAGGCCAGCAAGAUACCUGAUGUUUUUGAGCCUACAGUGGGACUACUUGUAACGAUUUUGCACAUGUAUACACAAAGCACUUCCACUGCCUCUGCUUUUGUUUGGCUCAAAACUUACGAAUCUAUUCAAAAGGUGUACUUAGAUCAUGUAGAUCAAGAAAAUAAUGAGACCGCAAGAUAUGCUACUGAGGCGCGUUUGGCUAUAUUGAGCCAUUUAUCAGGUGGUAUGGUGACUGACGGUAGUGGUCUUUACGAAAAACUACUACUUCUUCUUGAUCAACAAAGUGGUAUUCGUGGUGCACAGGCACCAUCUCAAAGAAAAGUUCCGCGAGAACCAAAGGGUGCGUUCUGUAACCUUCAUUUAGCAGAUCAAAAAUGUUAUCAGGAUUUUGCCUGCAAUCAGUUACAUCUUCAUGAAGCAGGCCCUGUCAGGCAUCGAAUAAAUUUUUUUAUGAGACUCAUUGAGGUUUUAAAGGCUGAAAAAAGAUCCAAGAUGCAAAUACUUCACCGAAUAAAGGAUUCUAUUUUUUUUGCCCGCUAUGGAAAUAAAGUAACAGUUCAAUGUCAUGGUAAGUGGAUCCCUUUUUUCAAGACUGUCUAUACGGAUGGAAGGCUUGAGCAGGCAUUUCGAAUGCAACAGUUUUCUUGUAACAAUAAUGGGUGUUCCGAUGAGCACUGUAAAGGGAUACACGCUCAGGAACGCCGUGUGGUCUCUUCGAGCAGGCAGGUGGAUCUUCAUAAUCCUCAGGCCCUAGCUAUCCAGGUUGAGGAUGAAGGACAACACCUUCUUUCAUUGGCUGGUGUUUACAAAAAUCAAGUGUCAGAACCACCUCCUUCACUUUCUCUUUCCUCUCCCAUGGUGACCAUUGCUUCCCCAACUUCUGAGCUUUGGAGAAGCACGGUUCGGGAAUAUGUUCGUCAAACAGGAAUACCGCAGCUACAGGCCGACGAAUCACUGCUUAGAACAUUACAAGAUGCAAAUGUUGUUGGAACACCUGCUGCUUCAACGGAGAGUUUAACACCUUUAUUGGAUGAACUCGAGCUGCACGCAUUUAAUUCUAAUACCUCACCGCGGAACGAGUCCUGA